GCAAUUGAGGUAUGAUGGAGAUCUUGUAGCAAAAUUUUAUUACACAAACAACAAACUGGUUUGGGAGAUACUCAAUAAAGGUCUAAAGAGCAAGAUGGAGAUAGAUUGGCCAGAUAUAUUUGCCUUGAGGGUAACUUGUCCAGAGGGUGGACCUGGGACAUUGGAGAUUAUGUUGUCUCGGAGGCCAAGAUUUUCCAGAGAAACCAACCAACAACCACGGAGGAGUACUGCGUGGUUGGGAAGCACAGAUUUUACUAGUGGGCAAGCAAGCAUGCACAGAAGGCAUCUUCUGCAGUGUGCACCAGGAAUAUUGAACGCGCACAUUGUGAAACUCCUCUCAUGUAGCCAUCGUCUAUAUUCAUUGAGCCAGGAAAACACUAUUGAUCAGGAGAAUCCUUGUUUUGAACAAUGGCAUUCAGAGUAUGAAGUUCAAGGGAGCUCCAGCACCCAAGAUUUAUAUCACCAUUAUUAUUCACACGAGUUUUGGCCACAGAAAUUUGGUGAGCUGGUUUCCAUGUCAAUUGGAACAAAUGUUGUAGGAAGAAAUCAUAAUGGAUCCCAGCAGGAGGGCAUGCCUAUACUCAUCCCAAGCUCAGCUCCUAAGCGUGCCUCUGUUAUCACAAGAACUUCUUCAGGUGGCCUCCAACUGCAAGGGGACAUGUUCAACUGUAACAACUCAUCCUUCCAAACACCUCGCCGAACACAACUCUCCAUCUCCAACAGAAGGACCAUGAAUGACACCGCAAGCUACAUGGCCAAUCCAAGCAAGCAACAGAACCUUAAUCUUGCCAGCGUUGGCACCUCUUCAAGCAGCCUGAUCCGGCCGGAGGACGUAAGGAAGUUCGUCAAGGACAUUAGGUCGACCAAUCAGCCAGACAGGUCAUGGGUCACGCCAAUGUACUCCGAUGGUUCGUCUAGUCAGAUGACGAUAGAGCUGGAUUUAUCCAACUAUGCCUUCAACAACACUGCCCAGACCUUCCAACAGAUUGAUCCAAGGAACCCACCUAGCAACGAUAAUGCGACAAUGGCCGCAAUGGCGCUUGAGAAGCUAUCCCAUUAUCUGCUCAGCGACAGCGACACCGAGCCUGCAGGUGCGGCCGAAGAAGCGGUGAUCAUGUCGAGGGUCAACUCCCUCUCCAAACUAUCCCAGCAAGACCUAGCCCAGAGCUCCCAGGCCAGUAAUGCCACCCGUGCUCCUCCUCCUCCUCCUCCUAUUGACUUUGAAGCUGAAGCAGCAACCCAGGUGCUCAACGGUGACAGCUGCAGGGGCAAUGGCCUACUGCCAUCGACGGGGAUGCAGAGCAUGCCGUGGCAGCAGGAACCAGUGGUGGAUAUCGAGAUGGACAUGGCAUAUAUGUCAGAAUUGCUCCCUUUCUGCCCCUGAUAUAUAUGGUGUGCUCGUAGUUGCUGCCUGCAUUACAUGGGAGCAGUGUGUAUGAGAGCCUAGACAGAAUAAGGUUCUCGUGUCGGCGCCGAUGCGGUCAGUCGUGUUGGCUCGUCAACUCCGGUAAU
Messenger RNA from Phragmites australis (common reed), 1512 nucleotides. RefSeq lists its product as uncharacterized. The transcript is spliced from 4 exons. The coding region runs from base 95 to 1384 and encodes 429 amino acids. The record is from RefSeq and is a predicted model, not a curated record. Lineage: Eukaryota; Viridiplantae; Streptophyta; Magnoliopsida; Poales; Poaceae.